Molecule: messenger RNA, 1161 nt
Organism: Rhinichthys klamathensis goyatoka
Lineage: Eukaryota; Metazoa; Chordata; Actinopteri; Cypriniformes; Leuciscidae
Gene: c1galt1a
Product: core 1 synthase, glycoprotein-N-acetylgalactosamine 3-beta-galactosyltransferase 1a
Exons: 3
Coding region: 46-984 (312 amino acids)
Cellular component (GO): membrane
Molecular function (GO): N-acetylgalactosaminide beta-1,3-galactosyltransferase activity
Source: RefSeq, a predicted model, not a curated record
CUUUGUUUUUGAGUUGAAGAAAAUUUUAUCAUACAUAUCGUAGACAUGAGAAUAUUUAAGCGCUACAUUUUAUUUUUAAGUGGCGUAGCAGUGAGUGUGCUUCUCUCAAUAACUUAUUCACAUGUUCUAAGGACUCUGACACCUGCAUGUGCCGUGCAUGCAAGGAAUGCAUAUACUGUAUGGCAUACAGCCCAGAGCAGAAGAGCAGCACAAGACCUUAGCCAGAAGGUCAGAGUGUUAUGCUGGGUAAUGACGCAGCCUGAACACCUGGAAUCUAGAACCCAACAUGUGCGUGACACAUGGGGCAAACGCUGCAACAUCAUUCUGUACAUGAGCUCGAAGGAGUCAGACUUCCCCACGGUAGGGCUCAACGUGUCAGAAGGACGCAGUCAACUCUACUGGAAGACCAUACGGGCCUUCCAGCACAUUCACAAGCACCAUCUGGAUGAUGCUGAUUGGUUCCUCAAAGCUGACGAUGACACGUUUGUUGUCCUUGAGAAUUUGCGCUACGGUCUGUCCAAGCACAACACAGAGGAGCCACUGUAUUUUGGACGUAGGUUCGCACCAUUCGUUAAACAGGGCUACAUGAGCGGAGGGGCUGGUUAUGUCCUCAGUAAGGAAGCUUUGAGGAGAUUCGUGAAAGGUUUUGCUAAUGGACUUUGCACACACAACACAGAACUUGAGGAUACUGGAUUGGGACAAUGCAUGGAGACAAUGAAAGUUAGGACAGGUGAUUCCAGAGACGCGUUGAUGAGACAAACCUUUCACCCUUACCCUCCAGGCUAUUACCUGCCCAGACAGCUACCCAGACCACGACCCUGGCACCUCCUCUAUGAGCAUUAUGACCCUGUUGAGGGCCCUGGAUGCUGUUCAGAUUUAGCCAUCUCUUUCCACUACAUAGAUGCAGUGGGAAUGCACACACUAGAGUACUACACCUACCACUUACGCCCAUAUGGAUAUAAAUACAGAUUUAACCCAGAUUAACUGAUUAACAAAUAAUAGAAACAACAGAAAAUCUAAAAAUAAGACAGCAUUCAAAAUGUUAUCUUUUAAAGUGAAAUUUAUUAAUACAUGUUUACAUUACUUCACAGUAAGACCAUUACAUGUAAAUAAUGUUAUAUUUAUUGUUCUAUAAUACAUAUUAAAACAGGUUUUACAAAG